AACCAACCUCCAUCCAAAACUUCCACCUUCCAGAAACACACCUCAAAGUCAUCGGAAGGCUCGGUACCGCUUUGACUUAGCGCUUCUCUAUAAAAAGUUCUCGAUCGAACUUCGUACGACUACUACCCAACACCGUAUACCACUAGACGAAUUCACAGAUCCCUCAACAAAAAUGGCGACUCGUAUUCAAUUCGAAAACAGCAGCGACAUCGGUGUCUUCUCAAAGCUGACAAACAGCUAUUGCCUUUGUGCUAUUCAAGGCAGCACCAACUUUUACUCCGCCUUCGAGAGCGAGCUUGGAGAUGUCAUUCCGAUCGUCCACACGAGUAUUGGCGGCACUCGUAUCAUUGGACGUCUGACAGCUGGCAAUCGACACGGUCUUCUUGUACCCUCAACAACGACCGAUCAAGAGCUUCAGCACCUCCGAAACUCCCUACCCGAUGCUGUCGCCAUCCAACGAGUGGAGGAGCGACUAUCUGCGCUCGGAAAUGUCAUUGCAUGCAAUGACUAUGUUGCACUUGUGCAUCCCGAUGUCGACCGAGAAACAGAAGAGAUUAUUGCGGAUGUACUCAAAGUCGAAGUGUUCCGACAAACAAUCGCCGAUAAUGUUUUGGUCGGAAGCUACUGUGCGAUUACAAAUCAAGGUGGACUCGUACACCCCAAGACGAGCGUACAAGAUCAGGAUGAACUCAGUAGUUUGCUGCAAAUACCGUUAGUGGCCGGCACUGUCAACCGUGGUUCCGAUGUCAUCGGUGCAGGCCUCGUCGUAAAUGACUGGACAGCAUUCACUGGCUUGGACACAACUGCGACGGAGAUCAGUGUGAUUGAAGCUGCAUUCAGUACGUUCUCGCAUGUCAUAUUCUGUAUCCUUGAUACUGACAUCCUCGUGCAGAAUUGCAAGGCCAGAGCUCUUCCGCUGUUAUCGGAGAGAUGCGUGACUCGCUUAUUGACAGCUGGGCAUAAGCUCAGUCUAUACCCAGAUCUGUUGAUUAGUGUAUUAGUUAGACCUUUCUUCAUUGGGACGACAAAAUCACUUGGGCUUGGGGCAGUCUCAUCACAUCCAUGUAUCCAUAUACUUUUAAUGUAGACCACUACAUACAUCGUUGCACGACCUUUGUUUCAAUGUGAUAGUAUGUGAGGUAAAAGCGUGAAUAGUAUUGCAAUAUGUACGGCUAAUAGCU
Somion occarium is the source of this 1181-nucleotide messenger RNA. NCBI's taxonomy places the organism in Eukaryota, Fungi, Basidiomycota, Agaricomycetes, Polyporales, Cerrenaceae. The record is from the annotation of a GenBank genome assembly.